Molecule: messenger RNA, 1287 nt
Organism: Lodderomyces elongisporus
Lineage: Eukaryota; Fungi; Ascomycota; Pichiomycetes; Serinales; Debaryomycetaceae
Gene: XDJ1
Exons: 1
Coding region: 1-1287 (428 amino acids)
Biological process (GO): protein refolding
Cellular component (GO): cytoplasm; cytosol; nucleus
Molecular function (GO): Hsp70 protein binding
Source: RefSeq, a predicted model, not a curated record
AUGGAGGAAGAAAAUCUAUAUGAAAUACUCGAGAUCGAGUCAAAUGCAACCAGCAGCGAAAUCAAAAGAGCUUAUAGGAAGCUAGCACUCAAGUAUCAUCCUGAUAAAGUUUCAGAAGAUGAACGAGAAUCAUCAGAGAUUCAAUUCAAAAAAGUGUCAUACGCAUAUGAAAUACUCAUAGAUGAGGAAAAGCGAUAUAAUUAUGAUCAAUUCGGCUCAGCUGAUCCUCAGGCGUCAUAUGCCUCGAAUCCAUUUGAACAAUUUUAUGGUGGCAAUUUCAACGAGUUUGGUGGCAAUGACUUCCAUGACUUUUUUAAUGGUGGUGGUGAUUCAAGAAAUGGUGGGAAUAGAACACACAGACAGAGAACUGAAGAUGCACAUAUCAAGGUGGAAGUGACAUUAGAGGAUCUAUACCUCGGCAAGGUCAUUAGAACAACUUCAACAAGAAACAUUAUUUGUACCCAAUGUAAAGGAAGCGGGUUGAGAUCCUCUAAUGCAGUGAGCAAACAAUGUGGUAUCUGUCACGGAGAAGGACACACAAGAAAGAUUAAGCGUGUUGCACCUGGCUUGGUGGCUCAGGAGUAUGUUGACUGUACUACAUGUAAUGGAACAGGUAAAAUAUACAGAACAAGGGAUAGAUGUAAACUUUGCAGUGGUACAAGAAUAAUUGAGGAGACCAAGAUUUUGGAAUUUGAGAUACAAAAAGGGUCGCCAAAUGUUGGCCAGAUAGUUAAAAAGGGAGAAAGUGACGAGUUUCCAGGAAAACAGGCUGGUGACAUUAUCCUUGACUAUACUUGCAAAACUCAUGAAAGGUUUGAACGUAAAGGUGAUGACUUGUACUCAAGCUUUAAAUUGCCACUCGCGGAAGCAUUAACAGGUUUCACAAAACAAGUUACUGUGCAUUUAGAUGGACGAAGUAUCCAGAUCAACGUACCAGCCGGUAAAGUGACUAGACCAGGAAACUAUAUCAAAUUGGCCGGAGAAGGUAUGCCAAAAGCUUCAAAGUCGUGGUUCUCAUCGAAGAAGAGUGGAGACCUUUAUCUCAAGCCAGAAAUUGAGUUCCCUCGUGACAACUGGUACUUGGAAAAGAAUGACUUGCUCAAAAUAAGAAACAUUUUGCCCUCAAGUGCAGAAAAGUUGGAUUUAGGCCCUGAGGCAAAUAUCGAUUUAUUUACCGAUUUUACAACAAUCAGCGAGGAUGAGUUGCCUACAUAUGAGUCAGAGCAGGACAAAUACGAUAAUCGAUAUCAAGAUCAAGAUCAAGAUCCACAAUGCACUCAGCAGUAG